Molecule: messenger RNA, 555 nt
Organism: Sinocyclocheilus anshuiensis
Lineage: Eukaryota; Metazoa; Chordata; Actinopteri; Cypriniformes; Cyprinidae
Product: radial spoke head protein 9 homolog
Exons: 4
Coding region: 1-555 (184 amino acids)
Biological process (GO): cilium movement involved in cell motility; axoneme assembly; motile cilium assembly
Cellular component (GO): axoneme
Source: RefSeq, a predicted model, not a curated record
AUGAUUGCAGAUGUGGCAUUAGCAGCACAAGGGCGAUUCACAGGCGACCCGUCCCAUGAGUAUGAGCACACAGAGAUGCGCAUUAAGGGAGAGGGGGACGACGCCACGGAGGAAGAGGUCACGGUGAAAGUGAAUGAGGCAAGUAGACUGGCAACAGCCGUGUCAAACAUCGAUAAAGAUGCGUCUGUAGUGCCACGUGGUGCAUUUACCAAGAGCCCCAGCGGCAAAGUGCAGACAAACCGAAGCUUUGGAGAUCCCAUCGAGGCUGCGAAACUGCGCAACUAUCUGCACUUCCGUGAGCCGGUUAACCUGAAAAAGAAGUCCAUCCUGGAAAUGUCUCACCUAAACCCUGCUAUUGACUUCCUAGAUCCUUUGAGCGAGGACAUUCCCAAAGGGUCAUGGAGCCUCCAGCUUGAGCGGGGCAGCACUAUGUGUGUAUUACGCAGUUUGCUCUGGCUGGGUCUCACCUUCUUCCACAUUCCCCAGACCCCUCAGCAUGGGCACAUCUACAUGGGAGACGGACUGAUGAACCUUGACCUGCCCUUCAUGUUAUAG